Messenger RNA from Telopea speciosissima, 1997 nucleotides. RefSeq lists its product as uncharacterized. The transcript has 3 exons. Lineage: Eukaryota; Viridiplantae; Streptophyta; Magnoliopsida; Proteales; Proteaceae. The record is from RefSeq and is a predicted model, not a curated record. The coding region runs from base 173 to 1675 and encodes 500 amino acids.
CCAGUACACAUCACUCGCUUGCUUCUCUCUUUCUUCUCUGCACUCUGCUCUCUCUCUCUCUCCCUCCUCCUCUUCUGUGGUGCUGUCAUUAAAUCUAUCUCAAACUUGAUCUCUCCAUAACUAAUUUCGCUUGUUCGUCCCUUUGGAAAAUGUGAGGGGAAGCUUCUUAGGCAUGGCAGGAAAUGGCGGACGAAGCAACGGGGCAUCUAUCAACGCUGCUGCGACGGCUGUCGGCUCCGCUGAGGCUAGGUUCCCCCAGCCGGAACGGCGGAGGAGAUGGGGAGGCUGUUGGGGAGGGCUGUCAUGCUUUGGAUCAAAAAAAGGUGGAGGGCGUAUUGUUCCUCGUAUUCCAGAGGGGAACACAUUGAUAAAUCGGGCAAAUGGACCUCAACCCAUUGGACUGACUAACCAAGCUACGACAAUUACUCCAUCCCUUCUAGCUCCGCCAUCUUCACCGGCAUCCUUCACAAAUUCUGCUCUUCCUUCAACUGCCCAAUCACCCAGUUGCUUCUUGUCCAUGUCAGCCAACUCACCUGGUGGGCCUUCGUCAACUAUGUUUGCCACAGGGCCAUAUGCACACGAGACGCAAUUGGUCUCUCCCCCUGUUUUCUCUACCUUUACAACUGAGCCAUCUACUGCUCCUCUUACUCCUCCACCAGAGUUGGCCCACCUUACUACUCCUUCAUCCCCUGAUGUACCUUUUGCUCAGUUCCUUUCAUCUUCUGUGGAUAUCAAAAAUGCUGGCAAGUCGAAUUAUGCUGCUGCAAAUGAUCUUCAAGCGACGUAUCCACUUUAUCCUGAAAGUCCUGCAAGUAGUCUCAUUUCACCUAUUUCAGGAACCUCUGCUGAUGGUGUGUCCUUGUCCUUUCCUGAGCAGGAGUUCCCUGCACAGUGGGGUUCUUCAAUUUCAGUGCAAGAUUCUCAAUAUCCUCAGAAUGGGUCAUCUAGGCUCUUUGGACUUGGCACAGCCACUUCCAAAAAUUUCAUGCUAUCUCAAGAUUCGAGUUUCUUCUGCCCUGCUACUUCUGCACAGUUCUAUCUGGACCAGGCCCAACAGUCACUUCCUUCAUAUCCUCAUAGUGGAGGGAGACUAUCUCUUUCCAGGGAAGCAGAAGUCUACUCCAGUGGUGGAAAUGGACAGCAGAACAGGCACAAUAAAAAUUGCAAGACAGAUGUGGAGGAAAUCGAAGCUUACAGAGCAUCCUUUGGGUUCAGUGCAGAUGAAAUUAUUGCCACGCCUCAGUAUGUGGAGAUUUCUGAUGUAAUGGAUGACUCAUUUACCAUGACUCCCUUUGCAUCUUCUAACAAAUCAUUCAUGGAAGAAAACAUGGAUCCUGUGUUGCCAAAUGAACAGGCAGCCCAGAUGGAUUUGCUGAAUUACAAAGGUCUAAAAUUUGUGGCAGAUCAUGUCAGCAUGGCAGUACAUGGUGAAAUACGGGGCAAUUCAUGCAAUGGAUGUGCAGAUAAUAAAUCAUGGAACCAGAGUGAGGAUGUUUCUGAGCCAAAUGAACCCGGUGACCAUGCAUUUACUGAUGGAGAGGACAUCUCAAAGAUGGGGGACUCCAAAAUCAGCAAAAGGUAUCGGGUGGGGUUAUCAAGCUCUGACGCAGAAAUUGACUACAGAAGAGCAAGAAGUACUAGAGAAGGCAAAGGGAAUUUUGCUUUCUGUGACUAAUAAUCACAGUUAAUCGACAACACACCCCCCCCCCCCAACCCAAAACCUUCCACAAAAAAAAGGUAAUGAAAGAAAAGGCGGGGUGGUGGGUUGCCAUUGUACUAAUUUUAUGCAUGCUUCCUGUAUCGCUCAUUUGCUGUAUCAGUUUGGGGCUUUUAUCUUAUGGGUGGAAGGAUCUAACUCGAUCUCUUUCCUUCUGUUCCCCCUCUUCCUUCUUUAAAUGUAUUUCCAGUGCUGUUUCUUGGUUUUUUCUGUUAUAUGUGAUGAAUACCGUUUCUAAUUUCUUAUAUAGAUGAGGGUGUGACUGUUUUCAUCACAAAGC